Zophobas morio is the source of this 2332-nucleotide messenger RNA. RefSeq names its product rho GTPase-activating protein 39 (gene RhoGAP93B). NCBI's taxonomy places the organism in Eukaryota, Metazoa, Arthropoda, Insecta, Coleoptera, Tenebrionidae. The record is from RefSeq and is a predicted model, not a curated record. Gene Ontology annotation, cellular component: cytoskeleton; cytoplasm. Bases 212 to 2167 code for a protein of 651 amino acids. The transcript has 3 exons. Gene Ontology annotation, biological process: signal transduction. Gene Ontology annotation, molecular function: protein binding; GTPase activator activity.
UGCGCACCGCACUCGCGCAUAAACAAUGGCGUUGAUAUUUUGUGAAAAUGAUGGUGGCCUGGUUGUUGGAGUUGUAGGCCACCAAGUUUUGUUAUGGUUCCAUUGAUUUUUCCACUUAGAAACAAAAUGAUGAAAGAAAACAAUGACAAUAUUUAUCUAUUAGAAUGAUAUUUUACAUAUCAUAUUGUUGGUGUUGAAAUAAUGUUGGAAGAUGGCUACUAAUUCUUACAGGGUGGAAUGGGUGGAGAUAAUAGAACCAAAAACCGGGGAACAUAUGUACGCGAAUUUAACAACGGGGGAGUUCGUGUGGGAUCCUCCUGAGGGUGUUCCAGUUAAAAGGACCGAUUCAAAUCAAUGGUGGGAGUUAUUCGAUCAAAAUACCGCUCGUUUUUACUAUUACAAUGCUACAUCACAGCGAACAGUAUGGCACAAACCCACCAACUGCGACAUAAUCCCUCUAGCUAAAUUACAAACCCUGAAACACAACACCGACUGUACCCCGACAUCCACUUCGAACCAAGCCACUCAGACCGGGGAGGCCGCCAGCAGCAGAGGGCAAAUCCUCAGCUUAUCCGCCAGCACCCCGCAGUUGCGACGGAAAUCCAACGAUUUGUGUCGCAGCAGCAGCUUUAGCCAGAGAGGUGCCGAAGCAGCUCCGUUGUAUUCCAACUGGCACGACUCACACCUCCUCCCUUUGGAGCACUUCCUGCUUAACAACAGCAGGGAUUCGGACACCGAUCACUCGGACAGCGGCAGCGAGUCGUUAACAGGCCACGAACCUGACAAUGAAGACUCUGACCAGUCAGAAGGGAGCUAUUUACCGCACCGGUUACCUCACAAGCCCGUCGAGUAUCUCAAUCUACCGACCAGUUCGGUCAGCACGGAGCUGCGCGAGCAGAAGGAGCGUCUGCCGGUGCCGGUGCUCAAGCCUCUGGCUGAGCCCCCGUUCCAGCCGGAACGGGAGGCAGACAUGGAGAAGUUCGCAGCUGAUAAUUUGAAUCUGGGGGGUAGGGGUUUAUUCAGAAGAAAGGCUAGUGUUCGUGAUUUACUAAGCUGGUCGGCGCGGAGUUUGCAAAGGCCUUUAUUGGCUUCAAGUAAACCGGUAGCUCGACAAGCUUUGGAUAUGUUCAGACAAGUACAAAUGUAUAUGGGUGACCGUAAGGCAAGACCGGGGGUCUCGCUGAAUUCGUUAUUGAUGGAUAUUCUUGGGACGGCGCAUACACAGGCACUUUUAAGGGACGAGUUAUUCGUGCAACUGUGUAGACAAACCACGGAAAAUCCAAGACGGGAUUCUCUCUUGCGUGGUUGGGAAUUACUGACCAUUGCUUUAGCUUUUGUUCCUCCUAGUCCAGCGUUUCAACCUGCGCUUUUAGGGUAUUUAAAUCGACAUAGGGAUCCAGGGUUUUCAAGAGUUUUUCCAGACGUCAGUCGUUGGCCCAUUCAUGUACAGGUGAACCAUUACGCGACUGUGGCGUGCCAGCGUCUGGAGCGGAUCGGGGCCGGUGGGAAAAGGUCCGCUCGUAGGCCCCAAAUGGACGACAUAGAUUCCGCUCGUAAACAAAUUUUUCAAGCUAGUCUCUUUGGCAAUACAUUGCGUGAAGUCAUGCAACUUCAGGCUAGUCGCUGGCCCAAUAGAAGACUUCCGUGGCCUCAGGUGGAACUGUCUCAGCAAGUUCUGCGUCUGCAAGGCUUAAGUACGGAAGGCAUAUUCCGAGUAUCAGCUGACGUAGACGAGGUAAAUAAGUUGAAGGCUCAAAUGGAUAGGUGGGAAUUUAGCGAGCCGAGUGACGCACACGUACCAGCGAAUUUGCUUAAACUGUGGUUGCGCGAACUUUAUGAACCCUUGAUACCUGACUCCCUAUAUCCUGAAUGUGUUUCGGAGCCCAUGACUCCACGUCGUGCAUGUGAUUUAGUUCUACGUUUACCGACAUUGCAUAGACUUGUGUUAUGUUAUUUAAUUCGAUUUUUACAAACUUUCAAUAAACCAGAUGUUAUACAGCACACUAAAAUGGAUGCUUCCAAUUUGGCUAUGGUCUUUGCGCCUAAUUGUUUACGUUGCAUGGCUAGUGAUCCUCGCACCAUGUUCGACAAUGCUCGCAAAGAAAUGGCCUUUAUGCGAUGCCUCAUUCAAGAACUUGACACGGAAUGUGUCCGAGACAUGAUCUGACCUCAGUUUAUAUAUAUAUUUAUAUCAUUAUACAUACCAGUUAUUAUUGUAUCAUUUUAUAUUACUACAUCAUACCAUAGGUACCCAUUGUGACCUUUUUUCUUCUCUUUUAUCUGGCAUUCAAAAUUGUGAUUUAAAUUCUCCAAAUAAACUGUUUUCAUAUUA